AUGGACUUUGACGUUGGUUUUGAUGGAGCGCUGGAUACCCAUCUGCUAGCCUCUGCACCCUGGCAUUGGGGCCAGAGCCUUGAUGCGUCACCAUCAUCCAGCCCUGUGGGGUUUCGUGGCACCGGCGAUGCCGUCCACGAGGAGUUGCGUCCAGGACACAGGCUCGUCGCACAAUCUGGCAUCCACUACCAAGUGAUUCGUGCCCGCGCCGAGGACGGAUUCAAGCUCUUGCGCGAGUCUACUGACGAGAUGUGCUUUGGCCACUUGCUGAUUGGUGCCCCAGAGAACUGUGCUUGGACUGUAGGGCUGCAGAUUCGCAACCAGCGCUCGGCACCCGAAGCUCCAGAUCACGUCAUCCUGCCCUCGGAUCUAUGCAUCACCCAUGGCGCAAUUAUGGUGGUUUAUGACGGAGUAGCUCGCGCCGAGCCCGUGCUCAAGUGCUUUGCCACGCAGCAAGACGAAGACACACGUCUUCUUUUACUGAUCCAGUGCCUCAUAGCAACGGUGGCCGCCGAGCCGUACGCCCGAUGCUUUCUGGGUCUAAGUGGCUGCAUCUUGGGCCCCAAGGCACGUGUAGUGGCGUUGCCUUCCUACGGCUUUGCCACUGACGGCAAAGCUGCUGCCGAUGAUACCGCCUGGUUGCUUCAAGCCUUGCGUGAUUUGGGCCUCGACGGCUCACGAUUACCCGAAGUGACACGCCUGCAGACGGCCCUGGCUACCCACAAGCACUUGAGCCUUGUUGCGCGAAUGCCCUGGGUGCAGGCACUCACUGAAGCCUGGGACACGGCAUUGUUGCAAGACGGUGUCGCUUCCGGUUGUGGGGACGUUACUAGUCCUCACAACCGACUCUCUCCGUGCCUGGGGCUUCACAGUGCCAUGGCUGAGCCGGCCUCGCCCCCACGGCGAGACGGCUCGAGCCGCUUCGUGCCACGGGCCCUGUGCAAGUUUUCACGACGCGGCAUCAUCUGUCGCACCCCUGGGUGCACCUUUUUGCAUCUGCCGGGUCUGAAGGUGGCUGACGCACAACUUGCCCAGCUACCCCCGCUGCCCAGCCCACCAGAGGGUUAUCAGUGCCACAACUGUGGCAGCAACGAGCACUAUCGCCAAGACUGUCCCCAACCACAACGGUGCAAAUAUACAAGUGAUGGUGGCUGCUGCACUCGACCCCACUGCGCCUUUUUUCAUCCGGCCGGCACGCGCCGCGAACCAUCACUGGCGGAAGUGUCCCACCACACGCCUCCACCUGGCUUCUGUUUGCUUGCUACCCCAGAUGUGUGCUAUAAUUGCAUGGACAAGAGUCGAUCUCAUUUCAAGCUCAACUGUCCACACCCCUCGCGCUGCCCGCGCACCAUGCGCGGCGAUGGCGUCUGCGCCACCACCGGCUGCAAGCUCUAUCAUCCCGUGCACCAAGUCCGCCCUCGUCCCCUGCAGCGCGUUGGCUCAGCCAACGAGAGUCAGCUGCGUGGCUUGCACGUCUUGGCACCUGGCGUGUGCCAUCUCAGCCGCACUGCCACCUGGUUCUAA
Messenger RNA from Monosiga brevicollis MX1, 1524 nucleotides. RefSeq lists its product as uncharacterized. The transcript is spliced from 5 exons. The coding region runs from base 1 to 1524 and encodes 507 amino acids. The record is from RefSeq and is a predicted model, not a curated record. Gene Ontology annotation, molecular function: nucleic acid binding; zinc ion binding. NCBI's taxonomy places the organism in Eukaryota, Choanoflagellata, Craspedida, Salpingoecidae.